This is a messenger RNA of Pangasianodon hypophthalmus (striped catfish), 2570 nucleotides long. RefSeq names its product kinesin family member 6 (gene kif6). Lineage: Eukaryota; Metazoa; Chordata; Actinopteri; Siluriformes; Pangasiidae. Gene Ontology annotation, biological process: microtubule-based movement; mitotic spindle organization. The transcript is spliced from 22 exons. Bases 89 to 2422 code for a protein of 777 amino acids. Gene Ontology annotation, molecular function: ATP binding; microtubule binding; microtubule motor activity. The record is from RefSeq and is a predicted model, not a curated record.
GUACAAACAGAGGAAGUGGUCACGCAGUCGGAGAGGAGAGCUAAUUAGCGUGCUUUAUUUAAUUUCUUAAUUAUUUAUUUUUAUUUAAAUGGUGAGAAUGGUGAAGCAGACCAUACAGAUAUUUGCUCGCAUUAAACCGACCAACAAAACAACCGCGGUGUACUCUGUGGAUAAUGAGGAGCAGAGCGGAGGCAGCUUGGAGUUCAUACUUCCAAGGGAUCUUGCAGAUGGCUUCAUCAAUAACAAGAGGGAGAGCUACAGAUUCAGGUUUCAGAAAGUUUUUGAUCAAACAACCAAUCAAGAGGGAAUCUUUGAGGCAAUUGCAAAGCCUGUGGCUGAUACUGUGCUGGCAGGGUACAAUGGUACAAUCUUCGCCUAUGGACAGACUGGCAGUGGAAAGACGUUCACCAUCACAGGUGGCCCUGAGCGCUACAGUGACCGUGGAAUCAUCCCCAGAACUCUGUCCUACCUGUACCAGCAUUUCAGCCGGGACAGCAGCAUGGUGUACACCACGCACAUAUCCUACCUGGAGAUCUACAAUGAGGUGGGAUACGACCUUCUAGAUCCACGACAUGAAGCAUCCAAUCUGGAGGACUUACCGAAGGUGACAAUAAUGGAAGAUCCUGAGCAGAACAUUCACCUCAAGAAUCUGUCAUUACAACCAUCAGCCAAUGAAGAAGAUGCUCUGAAUCUGCUUUUCCUGGGCGACACCAAUCGCAUGAUUGCAGAGACCCCAAUGAAUCAGGCCUCCACACGCUCUCACUGCAUCUUCACAAUUCACCUGUGCAGCCGUGAGCCAGGAUCAGCCACGUUACGUCGCUCCAAGCUACACCUGGUGGACCUGGCCGGCUCCGAGAGGGUGGGAAAGACCGGUGUGGGGGGCCAGACACUCACCGAGGCCAAGUACAUCAACUUGUCUCUGCACUACCUUGAGCAGGUCAUCACAGCUCUGUCAGAGAAGAAUCGCUCUCACAUUCCUUACCGAAACUCCAUGAUGACCUCUGUGCUCAGAGACAGUCUCGGGGGCAACUGCAUGACCACCAUGAUCGCCAUGGUGUCAGUGGAUAAGAGGAAUGUCGAUGAGUCAAUCUCUACCUGCCGUUUUGCUCAGAGAGUGGCCAUGAUUAAAAAUGAAGCUCUCCUCAACGAGGAGCUAGACCCAUCACUGUUGAUCAUUCGUUUGAAGAAGGAGAUCCAGGGCUUAAAAGAAGAGCUUGCUAUGGUGACUGGAGAGCAAAGAAGUGAUGACCUGACUCAAGAAGAGAUCCAGAGGAUUGAAAACCAGCUUAAGGUGUUUCUCGAUGAUCCUGACCCUGAAGUGACUCUGGAACUAGGACCAGAUAUGAGAAAAAUCCAGCACUGCUUUUCUUUCUUAAAGGCGAGGCUGCGGGAGGAACCGAGUACUCAGAAGGGAUCUGAUGAUAUUAGUCCUCUCCCAUCAUCAAGCAUCACAGACAGGCCAGACAGCCAAGCCAACAGAGAGCUUCUCAAACUGAAGGACAUGCUAACCCAGCGUGACAAUGAGAUCAGUAUUCUAGUGAGCAUGCUGAAGAAAGAGAAGCGGAAGGUUCAAGAAGCCAACGCUCAAUUGGCAAAAUUCAGCGGCUCACAAAGCUCACUCCAAUCAUCAUCCUCUAGCAUGCACGCUGAGAAAACAUUAAAGCGUGAAGCUUCACAGGACUCCAUACAUGCUGAACAUGUAAAGUGCAAGCAAAAUGAAGCAGAGUUGUCUAUGGGACGACAGGAGGCAUUUGAAAUAUUUAGGAGUGAGCAUGAGGAUAAUAUAACUAUUGAAGACAACAAGGUCAUACUGAAACAGAGGUUUGCAGAAGCUAAGGAACUGGGUGAGCAGGUUAACCAGGCCAGGAGCAGAGUCAAUGAGCUGAAGAAACAGUUGGAGACAAGAAGGAUGCAGAUGGCAGCACAGGGUGUAAUAGGGAACCAGCCAAAUACAGAAUCAGAUCCUGUAGAAGAGAGACUCCGUAACCAGAUCGAAGACGAGAAGAAACAUUAUAAGAGCACUUUUGAACGUUUAAAAGGCUUGAAGACUGAGAUUGAACAUCUACAGCACCUGCUUCAGAAGUCAAAGAUCAAAUUGCAGAAGGACUUCCAGGACUGGUGGAAUCAGGAGGCAGCAAGGCUGCAGCAGAGUCAAUGCUCAGAGAACACAAGAGCAGGGCGGAGCCAGGACAACUCUCCCUGCCCUCCCUCAUCCAGUUCAAGGCACGAUCACCACAUCAAUAACCAAGACAGAGCACGCCAGCCUACUCCACCUACAAGAGAGCUCAGAGCCUUGUCCUCUGCUGGCCUUGCCUCAACAUCUAUCCCACUGACUGGAGACCAACAGACUGAUGCAGAUAUAUUGGCCUUCAUCAAAGCCAGACACAAUCUGCUCAGCAGAACAGGAGUGGCACCGAAAUAAGGUUCAAUCGAAUAGAUCAAGAUAAGCACAAUGCACAAGGGUUUGUCUAACAAAUGUGCUACAGUGCAUUACAUCAGCAAAGGUCACAGCUAUCCAUUGAGUUUCCAACGCUGUUUUGACUUGGACUGAAUUGAAGUCAGAAUAUACA